This is a messenger RNA of Spodoptera exigua (beet armyworm), 1704 nucleotides long. NCBI's taxonomy places the organism in Eukaryota, Metazoa, Arthropoda, Insecta, Lepidoptera, Noctuidae. The record is from the annotation of a GenBank genome assembly.
AUGCUACUUUCAGGUGUAAAGUUGCUUGAAGCGAAUCCGGAUGUAAAACGGUUAUAUGACGAUCUCCUAAGUAAUUAUAACCGUCUGAUUCGACCGGUGACCAAUGUCAGCGAUAUACUGACAGUCAGGCUGGGGUUAAAGCUAUCACAGCUGAUGGAAGUCAACCUGAAGAACCAGGUCAUGACGACUAACCUUUGGGUGGAGCAAAAAUGGUACGACUACAAGUUACAAUGGAACCCUGAGGACUACGGAGGUGUGGAGAUGCUGUACGUACCAUCAGAACACAUCUGGUUACCAGAUAUCGUACUUUAUAACAACUGGGAUGGAAAUUACGAAGUGACUUUGAUGACGAAGGCUACGUUAAAAUAUACUGGAGAGGUAAACUGGAAGCCACCAGCCAUCUACAAGUCCUCGUGUGAGAUCAACGUGGAGUACUUCCCGUUUGAUGAACAGACCUGCUUCAUGAAGUUCGGAUCCUGGACUUAUAAUGGAGCUCAGGUGGACCUAAAGCACAUGGAUCAGUCCCCAGGCAGCAGCUUGGUACACGUUGGUAUUGAUUUGAGCGAGUUCUACCUAUCAGUGGAGUGGGACAUUCUGGAAGUACCAGCUACGAGGAAUGAGGAGUACUAUCCUUGUUGUCCAGAGCCAUUUUCAGAUAUAACCUUCAAGCUGACAAUGCGCCGGAAGACAUUGUUUUAUACUGUGAACCUGAUUAUACCAUGCGUUGGCCUUACGUUCCUGACUGUACUUGUAUUCUAUCUACCUUCAGACUCUGGUGAAAAGAUAUCGCUCUGCAUCUCCAUCCUGGUGUCCCUCACUGUGUUCUUCCUUGGUCUGGCUGAGAUCAUUCCGCCAACAUCCCUGGCAAUCCCCUUGCUUGGGAAAUAUCUACUAUUCACGAUGAUACUCGUCUCGCUCAGCGUUUGGAUAUCGUUAAGCAUCUCGAUUUUGGUGUCGCUGACUGUAUUCUUCCUGUUGCUGGCUGAAAUAAUCCCGCCCACGUCGCUCGCUAUACCUUUAUUAGGGAAGUAUUUGCUGUUCACCAUGAUACUGGUGUCUCUGAGUGUCUGGAUGACAGUUUGUGUUCUCAACGUUCACUUUAGGUCUCCAUCAACCCACACGAUGUCUCCGUGGAUGAAGAAGCUGUUCUUGCAGUUGAUGCCGAAACUCCUCAUGAUGAGGAGAACCAAGUAUUCUCUGCCAGAUUAUGACGACACGUUUGUGUCCAAUGGCUACACAAAUGAGCUGGAGAUGAGCAGGGACAGUUUAACGGACGCUUUUGGGGAUUCAAAGGAUAAUGGUGAUUAUCGGAAAUCACCAGCUCCAGAAGAUGACAUGCUGUCUGCUGGAGGCGCUCAUCAAAGACCAUCAGUGACUGAAUCAGAAAACAUGUUGCCGCGUCACCUCUCGCCUGAAGUGGCAGCUGCCUUGAAGAGUGUCAGGUUCAUAGCACAGCACAUCAAGGAUGCUGAUAAGGACAAUGAGGUGGUGGAAGACUGGAAAUUCAUGUCGAUGGUCCUAGAUCGCUUCUUCUUGUGGCUGUUCACCAUUGCUUGCUUCGUCGGCACCUUCGGCAUCAUCUUCCAGUCACCUUCACUCUACGACACCAGGGUACCGGUAGACCAGCAGAUCUCUUCCAUACCUAUGAAAAAGAACAACUUCUUCUACCCUAAAGAUAUUGAAACUAUUGGUAUUAUCAGUUAA